GAAACUCGAGCGAACCAAGAUGUCAGCAACAAGUAGAUCCGCGAAAAAACCUUCCAAUAUUUUGGAGAAGAAAAUCCACAAAAAUCCCAAGUAUGAUCAUAUUGGUGCAACCGUUGACACGGGAGCCAGCAUCUCGAGAUAUGAGCAAAAGAUCGAAGAAAUGCGGAAAAAUUACAAAUACAGAAAGGAUGAAAUUUUCAAGAGAAUGAAGGUUUCAACGUUGACACAGCUGAUGACGAUGCUUCUCAAUAUUUACCAAGUUUGUAGAACAAUUUCUUGUAUCUAUUCAUUUAGUCUCAUACAUGGUGUUGGAGAAGUUGACAUACGGGAUCGGGAUGAAAAAGAAGACAGGGACACCAGCUUUAAUGAAGAGCAGUUGGCAGUUCCUGAAGUUGAAUCCCUGCCAUAUCUUUUGCUGGAUGUUAGAGAUGAAGAUGCCUAUAAGAAAUGUCAUAUCAUAGGAGCUCUUAGUUAUCCUUCUUCAAUGCUAUCAAGAUCAUACAACUAUUUCACCAAAGAAAUUCUUACAUUUAAAAAUAAGCUGGGAAAGAUAAUAAUACUGUAUGAUGAAGAUGAAAGAUUGGCUCCCACAGCAGCAACAACAUUUGUACAGAGAGAGGUUGACAAUGUUUUCAUGUUGUCAGGAGGUCUCAAAGUGCUGUAUAAGAAGUUUCCCGAAGGUUUAAUCACCGGUCAAGUGCCACAAUCCUGCUGGCCCACCCCUCCCCCUUCACGAAAGUCAUCUGGGAAAGCGACUAGCUCGACGAGACCCAGUCCAAACGCCUUUGCCGAUCAGAAAUGGUUUUAUCCAGAGGACCUGAUAAAACUCCAGGACAAACUGGAUGAUGAACUUCUGAGUCAAGACAAGAGCAGCCGUCAGAGUUCCCGUUUGUCCAGUCGAUCAGCAACGUCAUCAGCGAGCAGAGCGUCAACUUCCGCCAGCUCUGCUACCAGUCGCAGCUCCAAACCUAUUUGGAAAUAAUCCGAUUAAGAAUCAAGACAUUUUUCUUUCCAGCACCGCUCAUCUAAGGAAGCACGUGAAGGCCUAGGGCUUAGAAUGGGCCCCGUUUCGAUUCAACGAAGGGCUUUGAAAGACGGGCAAAUGACAUCGAAUGUUAAUUUUAAUUUUGGACAAAGAUUCAUUCGAUGAAGAGAAUGGCUAAAGAAUUCUUGAGCCUGCAGCAUUCGUUAGGAAUAGGUUGAAGUUGUGCAAGGUUUUGUCGAAAUGUUAACAACCUUCAUUUUACCAUCGGGUGCUGGCACUCAAUACACUCAGCAUGUCCUAAACUUCAUGUUCAGUCUUAACAAUUAAACAAUUAUGCUCUUAAUUAUGCUACGAAUAAAAACAUUUUUUAAAUGUCCUAAAAAGUAAAAACAUUCCAUAGGGAAAGAAAGUAGGAAAGCCAAAGAAACAACGCAAACCCCAAAAGAAAACUUUGAAGCGUUUUAGGUUGUUUUUCAAGGGAAGGUUUAUUUGCAAAUCAGCCUCAAUUUGAUAUGCUUGAUCAAGUUUUCUUGUUUUGCGUCCCGAGCGCUGGCUAUUUUUGUGAACUCUUCCUUGUCGCCUCGCACUUCCACUGAGAUAAUUGUAUGUCCUAGUGAGCAAUUUGUUUACCUGAAUCUUAAUAUAUCAAAGUAAAAUGCAGUAUAUUUUUCUGUCCUGGACGAGAAUCUUUUUUCAUAUUUGAUGGAAUGAGAAAAAAUGGAUUUAAAAGAAAAUGUCCCUUGUGCCCAUUCAUAAUUUUAAGUGUUUAUUGGCUCGGUGAAGAGUGUACGUUAUUAGAUUUUGAGUGGAAUGGUAGCCCCUGAUUACCUGUGUGAGGGUUCCUUCACACGACAUGUACUUGGAAUAACACUUUGUAAAUAAAAUGAGAGACUGCAGCGAAA
Molecule: messenger RNA, 1887 nt
Organism: Stylophora pistillata
Lineage: Eukaryota; Metazoa; Cnidaria; Anthozoa; Scleractinia; Pocilloporidae
Product: centrosomal protein of 41 kDa
Biological process (GO): cilium assembly
Cellular component (GO): ciliary basal body
Source: RefSeq, a predicted model, not a curated record